Messenger RNA from Eutrema salsugineum, 2089 nucleotides. Its product is annotated as pyruvate decarboxylase 4. The record is from RefSeq and is a predicted model, not a curated record. Lineage: Eukaryota; Viridiplantae; Streptophyta; Magnoliopsida; Brassicales; Brassicaceae. Gene Ontology annotation, molecular function: carboxy-lyase activity; thiamine pyrophosphate binding; magnesium ion binding. The coding region runs from base 84 to 1907 and encodes 607 amino acids. The transcript is spliced from 5 exons.
AACAUUUGACUACUAUAUAACAAAGAACCCUCAAUUUCUUUUUCUCUGCAACCUCUCUCUCUCUCGUGAAACCAAUCAAUCAUAUGGACACCAAAAUCGGAUCGAUCGACGCGUGCAAGCCGACGAAUGGCGACGUCUGUAGUCCAUCAAACGGCGCCGUCGCAACAAUCAACGACUCUGCUCCCGCCCCCUCAAUCGCCUUCGGCUCCUCCGAAGCCACUCUCGGGCGUCACUUGGCUCGCCGUCUUGUCCAGGCCGGAGUCACCGACAUUUUCUCUGUUCCCGGCGAUUUCAACCUAACUUUGCUCGACCACCUCAUCGCCGAGCCGGAACUCAACAACAUCGGCUGCUGCAACGAGCUAAACGCCGGUUACGCUGCCGACGGCUACGCUCGAUCUCGUGGAGUCGGUGCUUGCGUCGUCACCUUCACCGUCGGUGGACUCAGCGUUUUGAACGCCAUCGCCGGUGCCUACAGCGAGAAUCUUCCCGUUAUCUGUAUCGUCGGAGGCCCAAACUCCAACGAUUUUGGCACCAAUCGGAUUCUUCACCACACCAUCGGAUUACCUGAUUUCAGCCAAGAGCUUCGCUGUUUCCAGACCGUUACUUGCUACCAGGCAGUGGUGAACAAUCUGGACGAUGCACAUGAACAGAUCGACAAGGCCAUAUCAACAGCUCUGAAAGAAAGCAAGCCUGUGUAUAUCAGCAUCAGCUGCAACAUUGCUGCUACUCCUCAUCCUACUUUCACUCGUGAUCCUGUCCCCUUCUCCCUUACUCCAAGAAUGAGCAACAAGAUGGGUCUAGAAGCUGCGGUUGAAGCAACACUGGAGUUUCUGAACAAGGCCGUGAAGCCUGUCAUGGUUGGUGGUGUCAAACUGCGUGUUGCUAAAGCCAGCGACGCCUUUGUCGAGUUUGCCGAUGCUUCAGGCUACGCCAUGGCGGUGAUGCCGUCUGCAAAAGGCCUAGUCCCGGAGCAACAUCCUCACUUCAUCGGUACUUACUGGGGAGCAGUAAGCACUCCUUUCUGCUCUGAGAUCGUCGAAUCUGCAGAUGCCUACAUCUUUGCUGGCCCAAUCUUCAACGACUACAGCUCUGUGGGCUACUCUCUUCUCCUCAAGAAAGAAAAAGCCAUCGUUGUGCAUCCUGAUCGCGUCACUGUGGCUAACGGCCACACCUUUGGUUGCGUUCUCAUGAGCGAGUUCUUCUCUGAACUGGCUAGGAGGGUGAAGCGUAACGAGACGGCUUACGAGAACUACCACAGGAUCUUUGUCCCUGAAGGCAAGCCCCUGAGAUGCAAACCAAGAGAGCCUCUGAGAGUCAACACAAUGUUCCAACACAUUCAGAAGAUGCUCUCUAGCGAGACUGCUGUGAUUGCUGAAACCGGUGAUUCUUGGUUCAACUGCCAGAAACUAAAGCUGCCUAAAGGAUGUGGGUACGAGUUUCAGAUGCAGUAUGGAUCGAUCGGGUGGUCUGUUGGUGCGACUCUUGGAUACGCACAGGCUGUGCCAGAGAAGCGAGUGUUGGCUUUCAUCGGAGACGGGAGUUUCCAAGUUACGGCUCAGGAUAUAUCCACGAUGUUGCGUAACGGUCAGAAGACGAUCAUCUUCCUGAUUAACAAUGGUGGCUACACCAUUGAAGUUGAGAUUCAUGACGGUCCGUACAACGUGAUCAAGAACUGGAACUACACUGGUCUCGUUGAUGCCAUUCAUAACGGUGAAGGCAAAUGCUGGACCACAAAGGUGAGGCACGAGGAGGAGUUGGUGGAAGCGAUUAAGACAGCAACAACGGAGAAGAAAGAUAGUCUAUGUUUCAUAGAAGUGAUUGUUCACAAAGAUGAUACGAGCAAAGAGUUGCUUGAGUGGGGCUCACGCGUCGCAGCUGCUAAUGGUCGUCCUCCCAACCCUCAGUAAGAGAGAGAGAGAGAGAAUCCAGUCUACAGUGGGACUCACGCUUCUUAAUCGUUUCUUUAGCAAUUUUUUAAGAUUGUUUUUCUGUUUAUGACCAUGGUUUUUUACUUUUCAACCAUUGGUUUUACGGAAACUUUAUUAGUUUCUUUCCAAUAAUUACGGGUUAUCGUGGAAUAAAAGUUACU